CCGAAGGUCGACCGUCGAYAGCGGACAGAACAUAUUACUACAACACAUACACUAUACUAAGUUGCAAGAUAUUGUGCAAAUAUUGUACAUGUACAAUAAUUUUAUGUUUUGUCGUUAAUGGCAUUCAGUCGUGCAUGGUACCACAUCAAACGUAAUUUUGUAUCCGUAACAUUUCCGAUUAUUUCGUUUUCUGCAAUCUACGCUGAUUACAAUCGGACAUUAAAUUGGAAAAAAAUACAAAACCAAAAAGUUUAAAAAAUAUCGCAAAAUGGCUGGUAGACAUGCAUUAUUUGGAUUAACCUGGGACUAUUUCGCAUUGGCUAUCACAGUAACAGCUGGUGCCUUAUUUGGCAAAUUUUUAGAUGACAAAGAAACAGAAAGAAUGUCACUUUUUAGAGAUAGAAGUGCUUUAUAUGGAGGAAUGGUUAAGAAAGGAGAAAAACCUUCUUGGCCAUAAGUUUGUCUUAUUUAAGAUGGUACAAUUAGUUUCAAUUCAUUGUAAUAAUUUUUUAACAAUAUUAUUUAAAAUCUUAUAAUAAAUUAAAUUAUGUUAGUUA
Diuraphis noxia (Russian wheat aphid) is the source of this 557-nucleotide messenger RNA. It is a transcript of the gene ND-MNLL, whose product is annotated as NADH dehydrogenase (ubiquinone) MNLL subunit. Gene Ontology annotation, cellular component: mitochondrion. The record is from RefSeq and is a predicted model, not a curated record. Lineage: Eukaryota; Metazoa; Arthropoda; Insecta; Hemiptera; Aphididae.